AUGUGGCAACCCGUUACUCUUCCCUUCAAGAAUGGCUCGCUGCCUCGACCCACCCUGCCUACUCCAGAUGAAAUCCGGGCCUGCACCACUAUUUUAUGGGAGCGCUCAUCCGUCAAAGUCGUCGCAGUGAAUGAUGAGAUUGUUGUCAAAUUUGGAACAAGCUUAAAUGCAUGGGAGGGACAGGCUCUAGUUUACCUCGAACGAUACGUCCCAAGUGUUCCGGCUCCCCGACUGUACGCAAUGUACCGUGAUGCUAAGCAACUCUUCCUGGUUAUGCAGCGCGCUCCAGAUGACAUUGUCACCGAACUCCGCAAAGCAGUUGAUACUUUGCGACAGGCGAAGAGUCCGUGGCCCGACUUUUAUGGAAGCUUGGAUGGUGGCAGUGUGCACCAUUAUUUAUUCUGGUGCCGGAAGGUUGGUGGCAAGUUUUUGGGGCCCUUCCAUGGCGAAGCUGCCUUUGUUGCAGGGCUCACAGGGAAUUACCGAGCUGCCAUUGAACGUGACGGCCUGCCAGACUUCAAAGCUCGCUUCUAUGAAACCUCCCUCCUUCACGUACUCCAAGGUCACCGGCCAACAUCGACUCACGGGGACAUUCAGCCGAAGAACAUUGUUGUUGCGGAGAAAGGCCGCAACUCUCGAGGACAGCGAUCAUUUGAUGUCAUGCUUGUCGAUUGGGAAGCUGCUGGCUGGUAUCCUGAUUUCUGGGAAUACUUCAGUGCGUUUUCCACACCCCCAUUUCUCGACUGGAGGGAUGACUGGUGCUGGCGAAUUCAUGAGUUUCUUCAAAUAUGGCCGGCCGAAAUGGCAAUAAUGCGUAUGAUUGAUAAAGAUUGGCUAUAA
Messenger RNA from Coccidioides posadasii C735 delta SOWgp, 840 nucleotides. RefSeq lists its product as uncharacterized. NCBI's taxonomy places the organism in Eukaryota, Fungi, Ascomycota, Eurotiomycetes, Onygenales, Onygenaceae. The record is from RefSeq and is a predicted model, not a curated record.